This is a messenger RNA of Vicugna pacos (alpaca), 3234 nucleotides long. It is a transcript of the gene ZFAND4, whose product is annotated as zinc finger AN1-type containing 4. The record is from RefSeq and is a predicted model, not a curated record. NCBI's taxonomy places the organism in Eukaryota, Metazoa, Chordata, Mammalia, Artiodactyla, Camelidae. Gene Ontology annotation, molecular function: protein binding; zinc ion binding.
ACAGCCUCCACUUUGCGUCUCUCCGCGAGCGCGACCUGGGCUGCGCGGUCCCGCCCCGCAGGUGCGGUCUCGGAGUCGCGGAUUCUGACGCGGAGCCUGACCGCUGCCCUUUGCAUCAGGCCCGUGCGUCUGGUGGCCGGAGUUUAUCCUGGAGGAACAUGGGCUGCGCAGGUACAAAGCUCAAAACAUGAACAACGAUAUAUGUUACCAAUGUUCAAAGCUGAUUUGGCUAGAACUGGAAUACAGUUGCCUACAACAUAUUCCAGAGGAAUUAGAAAAGUCAAAGUAAUGGAUAACAGAAAAGAUCCUCCAUUCUUCAAUGAAGAUAACGUGGGACCAUUUUACUACAAACUUCCUUUCUAUGAUGCCAUGGAGCUCUUCAUUGAAACAUUGACUGGCACAUGUUUUGAGCUGAGAGUUUCACCCUUUGAAGCCGUUAUUUCUGUGAAAGCAAAAAUUCAAAGAUUGGAAGGUAUUCCCAUGUGUCAGCAGCACUUAAUUUGGAAUAACAUGGAGCUUGAAGAUGAUUAUUGCUUGAAUGAUUACAACAUUUCAGAAGGUUGUACCUUGAAGCUGGUAUUGGCUAUGCGUGGUGGACCUAUAAAUACUAGAAGAGUUCCUAUGGAAGAUCCACUUAGGGAGAUGGCUGAGUACAUGGAUUCCAGUCGAGAUGAGGUCUGGGAGAAGACCUCCUCCACCAAACAAGUUACGUUUUUGGUAUACCGAGAAGGAGAUCAGUUGAAUUUCUUUCGUGUAGUAGAUAGGGGAGAUGGCACUUUAACACCAUUGUCUGAAUCUUUAAGUGGUGGUUCUGUGUAUAAUUUGUAUACUGAUGAAGAUGAGGAAGUUGAGCCUUCUCCUUCUGGGCAACAGAUAAUUGAAAAUUCAAUAACUAUGAAUAAGAUGAAGCUGCUGAAGGCUAAGAUGGAGAACAUGCAUCUGAGCAAAAAGCCUAAGAAAGCUGUCAAGGUGAAACCUUGUCCACCUGUAGCUCCCCGACCUUCGAGUGGUUCCACGGCAGCUGCUCGCCGCAGAUUGUUAAGGGCUCUCCCCCACAUUGGGCAGUCUUGUUUACCUUCUCCUGGGAACACGUGUCUACCUGCCUCCAUCAGCAAUGCAAUUUCAAGUUUGGCAACUCUGCCCCCUGCUGAUAGGCCCAUGUCGUCUAUCGCUAGUGAUUUUCUAAAGGAAGAUGAUACCUGGGAGAGUAACGCACUGUCUCAUUCCAAUGGUAGCUUCAAACUAUCACCACCUCAGAUACCCCUUAUGGAGUUCAAAAAUGACAAAGAGCUUGCUGAUUCUGUUCUCCAUCUUGGCUCAUCCCUACCUAGACGGACAAAACACUUUGCAGGAAAUUUGUCAUCUAAUAAUGAGGAUGACCCUGCUUUAUUUCCCCCUUCAGAAGAGCAUGUAACUGAAGAAUCGCUUCUACCUGAAGUGGAUUCAUUUGCUUCGUUUACAGAAGGAAACACUGACAAGCAGAGCAGUGGCUUAGAAGGCACGCGGAAGGGAAAUCCAGAGUUCUUACUCACUAAUGGGGAUAAAGGGCUGAAAGCUACAGAGAAGCAUCUUAAACAUGUUGCAAGAGUGUUGAGUGGUGAACUGGUGGAGACCACAGUUCUGAACCACCGUGAAUUAAGUCCUCACAAGAAUAGACUUUUAUCACCUCUUCGCUGUUCUGCACCGACGUCACUCCAUAAUUCUCUGGUGAAACCACAGAGACAGUCCAAAUGUUUUGACUCUGGGAACCUCCAGUCUUCUGCUUCACAAAAUGCACUUCGGUCAUUGGAUGUUCGAAAUAUAAGUGAUUCUUCUUUCUCUAGGACUACUCGCUUUCGAGCUGUUAAAGUUGAUUCACCUGGGAAAAGAGCUGAUAUUAUUUCUAAAGUCGAGGCUCGGGAUAUCACAGAAAUGGCCAACAAGGCUUCCAAAGAGCCUGUUGGUUGUGUAAAUAAUAUAGGUCUUCUUGCUUCGUUGGCCCGGAGCGCAAGCAGAGACGGCUUACAGAGCACCCGUGGGGCAGGCAGGCUUCGGACCUCUGGAGCUGGGCUGUCUACAAACCUCCAACAUUUUCAGGGGGAAAGCCUUAGGAAGAGUUCUCCCCAGUUAGAACCUACAGAAUUUUUUCUAUCUGCCCGUGGUACUGGAAUGAAUGGAAAUAAUACAGCAGCAGGGAAAAGAGUAGGAGAAUGUACUCAUCACCUCCCACCUGUGAAAGCCCCUAUUCAAACAAAGAAGAAAACAACAAAGCAUUGUUUUCUUUGUGGAAAGAAAACUGGACUGGCUACUAGCUACGAAUGCAGAUGUGGAAACAACUUCUGUGCAUCUCACCGCUAUGCAGAAGCUCACAGCUGUACCUAUGAUUACAAGAGUGCAGGGAGGAGAUACUUACAGGAGGCAAACCCUGUGGUUAACGCACCAAAACUUCCAAAAAUCUAAUUCUUGCUCUGCGCCUAUCUUUUCUGCCCGAGGAAUCGUAUUAUAAUGACAGAAGAAAUACUGUUGAGACUGCAUUAUUUUUGUUCGACUCCAAAAGAUUUGCCAAAUAACAAAAGCAUAUAGUGCAUACUGCUGGAGAAUGAGAAUGCUACUGUAUUUGACAUCUUUAUUCUUUGGUGAAUCAAAAGUUUUAAAGGUAGUUUUAAAAACUUUAUGAUGAUUUAGCUGUGUUAUUGCAUGUCUUGUGUUAAGUAUUUUAUAUUUGAUAUUGCAGUUUUACUAUCGAAGUCUUCCAAAGAUGCACUUUAAGAAGUUAACAUUGACUAUGUAACCAGCUUCCACAUUGAAUGAGCUGUCAUGUAAUGGCUCUACUCAGAUCUAAAAUUUUUUUGUGGGAGUGGGGUGGGAGGGGAUUUAAAAAAAAGUCCCAUACAUGAAAGUUUAUUGAGUUUACUGGCAAGUUCCUUUUUAUUUCAAGCUUUUUAUAGAAAAGAACAUUUGGUUUUCCAGUGUGGUUUUAACAUAUAUUUCUUCCAUGUUCAGAUUUUCACUCAGAUAUGUGUCCAUUCUAUAAAACACAUCAUGUUACUCAUACUAUAUAUUUCUUAAAAUACUAUUAUUUGAAUGGUAGUUUUAAAAUAGAAGAUUUCUCACUUGUUGCCAUUAAAUACAGAACUCUACUUUUCAGUUUUUGAAAAAUGGCUAUAUUUAAAAUAAAAUCUCACAGCUUGGUUUGUUUUUCUUAUGUGUUGAGUGCUAUUACCAGGAGAUAUUCAAAUAAAUAUUCAACUUCUU